Messenger RNA from Camellia sinensis, 1876 nucleotides. The record is from RefSeq and is a predicted model, not a curated record. Lineage: Eukaryota; Viridiplantae; Streptophyta; Magnoliopsida; Ericales; Theaceae.
AUGAAAAAUGAAGUUGUGAGUUUUGAUGAAUUUCGCACAUUCUAUGCAAAUGAUCCUUACUUUUCCAAGAUCUUUGAUUCUUUGCGAAGGGGGAAUAGGACGGCUUAUCCAAGUUACAUGAUAAGGGACGGAUUCCUCUUCUAUGGCCUUAAGUUGUGUGAUCCUAGUUGUUCCUUAAGGAAAAAUUUGUUGGUUGAGCAUCAUAAAAUGGGGCAUUUUGGUAAGGACAAGACCCUUGGGUUGCUUCAAGAUGCUUAUUAUUGGGCGGACAUGACCAAGGAUGUGCAAAGUCAUGUGAAGCGUUAUCAAAUUUGUCAAAGGAGCAAGGGGACUGCCACUAAUGCGGGGCUAUAUCUACCUUUACCAGUGUCGGAUGCUCCUUGGCGGUGCAUUAGUAUGGACUUUGUGUUGGGCCUCCCUCCUACUCAAAGGCGGAGUGAUUCUAUCAUGGUAGUAGUGGACUGUUUCUCCAAAAUGACACACUUCAUACCUUGCAAGAAGACCAUGGAUGUUACAAACAUUGCUAAUAUCUUCUUCAAGGAAGUCUACAAGUUGCAUGGGGUGCCUACUUCUAUAGAGAUACUAAAAAAAGCGACAAGCAAUUUCGAUUCAAAAACAGAACUUGAAGAUAGGGGAUUUGGUACAGUAUAUGAAGGUAGACUCCGCGAUGGACGUAUUGUCGCUGUCAAGCGAUUAUAUGAGCAUAAUUUCAAGAGAGCCGAGCAAUUCAUGAAUGAAGUUGAGAUCCUCACGUAUUUACGUCACCAAAAUCUUGUCUCUCUUUAUGGGUGCACAACGCACCAUUGUCGUGAACUCCUACUUGUUUAUGAGUACAUUCCUAAUGGCACCGUUGCCAAUCAUCUCCACGGUGAACGAGUGAAGCCACGUUCACUAUGUUGGACUACCCGAAUGAGCAUUGCCAUAGAAACCACAAGCGCGUUGGCUUAUCUCCACGCUUCAGAUGUCAUUCACAGAGAUGUAAAAACGAACAUCAUCCUCCUUGACAACAAUUUUUGUGUCAAAGUUGCCGAUUUUGGGCUCUCUUGCCUCUUCCCAAAUGAUAUCACUCAUGUCUCCACUGCCCCACAACGGAAUCCUGGAUACGUACACCCUCAAUAUCACGAAUGCUAUCAAUUAACUGACAAGAGCGAUGUUUAUAGUUUUGGGGUUGUUUUGGUUGAGCUCAUAUUAUCCAAGCCUGCUAUGGAUAUCAGUAGGCAUCGACAUGAGAUCAAUUUGUCCACCAUGGCUAUCAACAAGAUCCAAAAUCACAAGUUGCACGAGCUUGUUGAUCCAUGUCUUGGAUUUGACUCGGACUAUGAGGUGAGGAAGAUGAUCACUAAGGUGGCAGAGUUGGCUUUUCAAUGCCUGCAAAAUGAGAGUGAUUCGAGGCCGUUUAUGGAAAAUGUAUUGGGGGUUCUAAAGGGGAUUCAGAGCGAGGAUUGUGCAAUGAAAAAUGCAGAGGUGGUGGAUAUCCACAAAGAUGAUGUUGUGCUGUUGACAAGCGAGUCACCGAUGCUUUCGCCUAGCAGGUGACCAUAUGACCUAAUGCCAGCAGCUAAGUUGUGAAAUUUUACUAAAUUUUCAAAGUACAUAUUGAAGAUUUUUCAGUAGUUGAUGUACAUUAGAUGCUGAGUUUUGGGUGUUAUCUUUUUACUGGAUUUUGUUAUACUGAAGUUGAUGUAUAUAUUGUGUCAUUUCAUUAAAUUGAUUGUAAAAUAGCAAUGCGUUUCAUAUGGAGAUUGAAAUGUAAUUCACUAUUUAUAUACUGCAUGUAACUAAGUCAUGAUUAAAUGUAUCUGUUAUGUGAAUGAGACUAUCUCAUAGAAGUAUUGAUAAUAAGAGAACAUUUUGAUUAAGCUACUUUUUCUUUUUC